AUGCCUGGAGAUAGCGAAUCGAGCGGGACUUCGCAGUCAAGCAAUACAUCAUACGUGAGUACUGUUAAUUCUAUGCCUUUACCAGAAAUCAGUCGGAUUACAAUAAAAGCACCGACAUUCGUUAAGAAAGAACCGGAUUUAUUUUUUAUACAAAUGGAAGCACAAUUCAUUAACGGUAGCAUUACUCGCGACAAUUCGAAGUAUAAUCAUGUAAUAUCUGUUCUCGAACCUGAGUAUUUAUCAAUGGUUUCUGACUUGAUUCGUAGUCCUCCCGCGGAAAACAAAUAUGAAUCACUUAAAAACCGUCUAAUUAGUGAAUACACUCAAUCUGAUCAAAGGAAACUCAGAGUUUUACUCACUGAAAUCGAACUUGGUGAUGACAAACCGUCACAUUUGCUACGCAAAAUGCGUGAUUUAGCCAAAAAUGCUCUCACCGAUGAGGCAAUCAAGUCCCUUUGGAUUGAACGUUUACCGGAAAACGUUCGUGCCGUCGUGGCAAUUUCAAACGACGACCUCAACACCUGUGCUACCUUAGCAGAUAAAGUUGUCGAAUUGACUGCCCCAAAACUAAUUUCGGAGAUCAAAUCGGAUAACACACUCCUUCAAUUGAACGCUCGUAUCGAUGAAUUAGCCAAAUCUUUUCGCGAAUUUAGAGCGAGCAGAAACAAUAGUCCAAAUAAAUCCCAGAAGUCACACAAUUCGAGUCGUUCACGUUCCAAAUCUCGUAAUAAAAGACCGUAUUGUCGAUUUCAUUAUCGUUUUGGGGCCAUGGCACGCAAGUGUGAACAGCCAUGCGCAUUCAAAAAGCCCGACGAUAAAAACGAAGUGGGUCUGAAUUAUUCUCGCCGCUUAUUUGUCACAGAUCGUUCAAAUUGCCGCAAAUACUUAGUUGACACCGGAGCAGAUUUCUCCGUUUUACCUCGAAAUUUGUUCAAUAAAUUAAAAAUUCCCGAUAGCUAUAAACUUUUCGCCGCAAAUGGCACACCCAUAGCUACUUUCGGUUAUUUCACUUCUUCAGUCGACCUUGGACUUCGACGUAAUUUCACGUGGUCAUUUCUCAUCGCCGAUGUAGCAAAGCCAAUAUUAGGUGCAGAUUUUCUCAAUGAAUUUGGCCUCUUAGUUGACAUCAAGAACAAGCAAUUAAUCGAUGCGAAAACUAAGUUACGCACCAAAUGCAAUUCUCAAUUAAUUCAAUAUGAAAGAGUCAACACUAUUGACGACAACUCGAUUUUUAGCGAUUUAUUGCAACAAUUCAAAGAUCUUACGCUUCCCCCUACUUUCAAUAAAGGUAAUAAUCUGAAACAAAGUUCAGUCAAACAUCAGAUUGUUACAAGUGGACAACCAGUCUUCUCCCGUGCUCGGCGUCUUAAUCCAGAAAAGCUAGCAAUAGCAAAAAAGGAAUUCGAACUGAUGAUCAAAGCUGGUAUUUGUCAACCAAGCAAAAGUCCUUGGGCAAGCCCCUUGCAUAUGGUUCAAAAAAAGACAGGACAGUGGCGCCUUUGUGGCGAUUAUCGCAUGCUCAAUGCUAUCACCACGCCUGAUCGAUACCCUUUACCUCACAUUCAAGAUGUGACACACAUUUGUGCUAAUAAGGAAAUUUUCUCAAAGAUUGAUCUCGUAAGUGCUUACAAUCAAAUUCCAAUUGCCGAAGAAGACAAAGAAAAAACAGCAAUUAUUACCCCUUUUGGUCUCUUCGAAUUCAAUAUAUGCGAUAAUAAAAUGAGAACUCGUUACGUGAAUGCGCAGUAUCCUGGCAGCAACCACGAUGCUCAUAUUUGGAACAUAUGCGAUAAUAAAAUGAGAACUCGUUACGUGAAUGCGCAGUAUCCUGGCAGCAACCACGAUGCUCAUAUUUGGAACGAGACGCUGGAUAUGCUCUAG
Molecule: messenger RNA, 1881 nt
Organism: Anastrepha ludens (Mexican fruit fly)
Lineage: Eukaryota; Metazoa; Arthropoda; Insecta; Diptera; Tephritidae
Exons: 5
Coding region: 1-1881 (626 amino acids)
Biological process (GO): proteolysis
Molecular function (GO): aspartic-type endopeptidase activity
Source: RefSeq, a predicted model, not a curated record